AUGGGGCUGCUGGAGCAGUGCGAGCAGGUGUUCGGGACCGCCGACCUCUACCGGGUGCUGGGCGUGCGGCGCGAGGCCUCGGACGGCGAGGUCCGGCGCGGCUACCACAAGGUGUCCCUGCAGGUGCACCCGGACCGGGUGGGCGAGGACGACAAGGAGGGAGCCACCCGCCGCUUCCAGAUCCUCGGGAAAGUCUACUCCGUGCUGAGCGACCAGGAGCAGAGAGCGGUGUACGACGAGCAGGGGACCGUGGACGAGGACUCGGAUGUGCUCAGCCAAGACCGGGACUGGGAGACCUAUUGGCGGUUACUCUUUAAGAAGAUAUCUCUAGAAGACAUUCAGGCUUUUGAAAAGACGUACAAAGGUUCUGAAGAAGAGCUGGCUGAUAUUAAACAGGCCUAUCUGGACUUCAAAGGGGACAUGGGUCAGAUCAUGGAGUCUGUGCUGUGCGUGGAGUACACAGAGGAGCCCAGGAUACGGAACAUCAUUCAGCAAGCCAUCGAUGCCGGCGAAGUCCCAUCCUACAAGGCCUUUGUCAAAGAAUCGAAGCAGAAGAUGAAUGCUAGGAAAAGGAGGGCCCAGGAAGAGGCUAAAGAAGCAGAAAUGAGCAGGAAGGAGUUAGGACUUGAUGAAGAAGCGAAUUUGAAAGCACUCAUUCAGAACAGACAAAAGGAUCGGCAAAAGGAAAUGGACAAUUUUCUGGCUCAGAUGGAAGCAAAGUACUGCAAAUCUUCCAAAGGAGGAGGGAAAAAAACAGCUCUCAAGAAAGAAAAGAAAUAA
Molecule: messenger RNA, 780 nt
Organism: Pipistrellus nathusii (Nathusius's pipistrelle)
Lineage: Eukaryota; Metazoa; Chordata; Mammalia; Chiroptera; Vespertilionidae
Source: the annotation of a GenBank genome assembly